Messenger RNA from Nicrophorus vespilloides, 2472 nucleotides. Its product is annotated as transcription factor E2F2-like. The transcript is spliced from 5 exons. NCBI's taxonomy places the organism in Eukaryota, Metazoa, Arthropoda, Insecta, Coleoptera, Silphidae. The record is from RefSeq and is a predicted model, not a curated record. Gene Ontology annotation, biological process: regulation of transcription by RNA polymerase II. The coding region runs from base 824 to 2170 and encodes 448 amino acids. Gene Ontology annotation, cellular component: RNA polymerase II transcription regulator complex. Gene Ontology annotation, molecular function: DNA-binding transcription factor activity, RNA polymerase II-specific; protein dimerization activity; RNA polymerase II cis-regulatory region sequence-specific DNA binding.
CGUGCAGGAGGAGGAGGAGGGUUUUCCUUGUUGCAGCAUCUGCCGGGAGCGCGGAGAAGGGUCUCAGGUAUACCUACUGCACCCAUACCCGGUAUACCCCGGAUAAAAGACGACCGUCGUGGAAAUUCCGUGAUCAGAUGGGAGCUUAGGACGCAGGCGCGUUCGGUGCGCGCCAAGUUCCCGGUACAGAUGGCAGAUGUUUUGUAACCCCGAAUUAACAUCAGAACACGCUACCAGAUCGCUUCGACGGAGUUUUCGGAAUUUUUUUGCGGCACCACCGGGAGCCCGACAGUCGCGAAAACCACCCCGUCCCGUUCCGUGCACCCUCUGCUAUCGGGAUCGCGCGUUAAAAUCCAUUUCCGACAGGCCGUCCGUCGCAAAAUCGGACGUUCCUCGACGUGUGCAGUACAGCUGCUCGAUGGCAGUGGCUUGGCAACCAUUUUAUUUCUUCGAUUAAACAUGUUAAUAUUUCGGCCGUCCGGACGUCGCAUUCGCAUUGCCAUCAAUUAAACACUGUCCCAGUUGGCCACGGCGGAGGCGACCACCCCUCAUCUCUGUGCAUUUUGCGUUCGUGCUCAAGUGCCUCGACUCUGCCCCCCAGUGUUUAUUUCCCAUCUUAACAUCAUCCUUUUCGAAUCCGAAUUUGUGAGAAUGAAGUUUACAUUGGAAAGUGGCGUUCCAUGAAGGCCAACUGAUUUCUAUGAUCUAGUCUAAUCUAGUGUGCUUAGAUAGAUUUUUAGAUAGUUUCUUUUUAAAUUUUAUUCGUUUUUAAAUGAAACUCUGAGUUUGUGGCUCAUUUUAAACGCAACUGGGGGUGGUGAAGAUGCAUCGUUCGACAACAAACAACAACAACAGCAGCAGCAACACUGCUGCAGCUCGGAGGGCGAUCAUGGAGAGCCCGAGGAACUUCACAUCGAUAGCUUCGAGUUCCACGCCCGAGAUGAUCGCAUUCAAAACUCCGAGCCCCCACCUGCUGGACCACGAAUACGUGACUCCUCAGAGCCAGAUCAUGAUAGCCAGUCCGAUGAGUGCACCGGCCGUCAAGAGAAAACUUAACAUGGACACGCAAAAUAUAACGAUACCAAUGAAGCAAGAAUUUAAAGCGCCACCGCCGAAACGGCCGAAGCGCGGGUCGCCGGCGAAGAAGAACACACGGUACGAUACCUCAUUAGGUUUACUGACAAAGAAAUUUAUUACUCUAUUAGAAGAGCAACCGGAUGGGGUGAUUAAUUUGAACGAGGCCUCGCAGAAACUGAACGUGCAGAAGAGAAGGAUAUACGAUAUCACUAACGUGCUGGAGGGUAUCAAUAUACUUCAGAAGAAGUCGAAGAAUCAGAUUCAAUGGAGGGGUAGCUCCAUGGGAGACUACUGCAUGACGUCACUGCAGGAAGAAGUGAACAAUCUCGACGAUAUCGAAAAUCAUUUGGACCAAUUGAUCGCUACGGCAGAAGAGGAGCUCAGAGUCCUGAGCAAAAACAAAGUGUACGCAUAUAUCACGUAUCACGACCUUCGAUCUAUACCGAGGUUCAAAAACAAGACCAUCAUGGCCAUCAAAGCGCCUCCCGACUCGAAACUGGAUGUACCCGGCAACGUGGACGACGGCUACAAAAUACAAAUGAAGAGCGAGACUGGAGAAAUCGAAGUGUUCCUCUGUCCGGAGAGCGUGUCUCCGGUUAAAUCAAAGACUGUUCCUCCAGUAGAUCCGCUCCUCAAAGAUAUUAAACUCAGCCCCGGCAUGUUUGCCAUCACGACCACACCGCCUGUACCUUUGCUGGAUAGUCCCACAUCAGAUUACAAACCAAUUUCAUCAAAGACUUGUAGACAGUUAUCUUUCUCCAAAGAUAUAAAAGACCCAGUGAUGCAGAGUGUUGUGAAAACGGAUGGUUUGAAUAAGCUAAGACAACCGUUAGUAUUGGGUCAACAGGACUUGAUCUUGAAACAGCAGCCUUUCUAUGACAUUAUGGACUCCUUCGACAGUACACAAAAUAACGAGCUCAGGGAUCAAAGUGAUUUAGGUGUAAUGGUGAAAGAAGAACCCAAUGGUAUUACGCUGGACCCGAUGUUCUGCGCUCCAUUUGUGCCGCUGGAACCUGUGCCACAUUCCCAGUACAAUUUCAGUAUGGACUCUGGUGAGGGUGUAGCUGAUCUCUUUGAUUCAAUGGCAUUCUGAUCAGCACUGUACAGACAAAUAAAGAAAUAUAUUUCUAUAUAUAUACAUGCUCCUUGUAUAUUUAUUAAAAAAAAAUUAAUAAUAUGAAAGGGAGGGAGGAUUAAUAAAGGUCCUUUCACGGAGGAAAAAAAAAAGAGGAAGAAGACAAAAAUAAGAAAACCUGUAAGAAGAGAAAGAAAACUUUUUGUGGGGGGAAAAAAUGAGCGCGUGAAUGUGAUUUUUAUGGACCAAAGUGCCUAUUACUUUGUUGUUUUAUUAUUAUUGUAAUAAUAUCGUUUAGAUUAUUAUAAUUAUUAUUUUUU